AUGCAACGACGUGCUGGUAGACGUAAUUAUCCAAGAAGAGGAUAUAAAAAACGUUCAACUUUGAAACGACAAGCAUUUGGUAAUUUUGCCAGUGCUAUGCAACAACGAGAUAGUACUAAUGUUGUUAUUAGUAUGCAAGAAGAUGUUUCUAUUAAUGUUCCAGUUGGUGCAAAUGAAGGUACAAUGUUAAGGAAUGUUACUGCAUUGAUGACUUCUACACAAUAUUUUCAUAAUUAUAUGGGAAUGUAUGAUCAAUUUAAGUUAAAUGCUGUUAGAGCAUCUAUGGAAAUGACAUUUAUUGGAAAUCAAUUAUUAAAUAGUGCAACAUUUCCAUCUAUAUGUACAGCAUGGGAUCGUAAUGGUGUUAGAAUCAAUACUGCUGUUAUUAAUAAUACAAGAUAUUUCCAAUUACCUACUUAUUCUUCUGUUUCUUCUUAUUCUAGUGCAAAUGAAAAGACGUUAUAUUAUGGUAGUAGAUGGGGAGUUGUAAGACAAUUAGAUGCAGCAUCUAUGAUGGAAAAGUCUAUGUAUUUACCAACAACUAAUACUAGAGAUGUACUCAGUAUGGAUAAUAUGUAUAGUGCAUGGAAUCCUCAAUUAUUAAUUUCUAUAAAAACUCCUCAAUCUGUUAAUGCUGUUAAUUCUUGUACUCUUACUAUUCAUUGGCAAUUUGAUGUUACAUUGAGAGGUCUUAGGAAAGUACUUGUUUCUGAAGACAAUUCUUUUAAACCUUAUAUUGGUUUUAUUGGUUAUGCUCGUAAUAACAAUGGACUUGUUGUACCUAAUAAUGUUCCUAAUGCACAACCUCCGUACAUUUUAGUUGGAGCAAUUGAUAACGGUUCCGCUCCAUCAAUUAAUCCUGAAACUGUUUAUGAUGCUGCUAAUAAUGCAUAUUCCAAUGGUGGUUUAGUAUUACCAAAUGAUGGUUUACCAGAACAUAAUGUUAAUCUCUAA
This is a messenger RNA of Entamoeba dispar SAW760, 954 nucleotides long. RefSeq lists its product as uncharacterized. The coding region runs from base 1 to 954 and encodes 317 amino acids. Lineage: Eukaryota; Evosea; Mastigamoebida; Endamoebidae. The record is from RefSeq and is a predicted model, not a curated record. The transcript has a single exon.